CUUAAGUACGGGCGUAGAACACAGUGUUUGCUAACAUAUUCGUUUUUCGAUGUUAGCUUAAAAAAGCACUUUGGCUUGUGCUCUUUUGCCCGUUUGCUUCUCUAGACCUUCCGUAAAAAGCACUCAACAAAAGGCAAUGCGAAGGGUAUUCGCCGGUCGAAGCCACCUCCGAAACAGCCCUUGUUGUGAUUUUGCGACAACGUAGCCGCAUUUGACUUCCACACAUCCCACAUCCACGCUGGCUAUGGAACACUGACCAUGCCCAUAAUUGAAUUAGCGGCCCUGAUUAAUUGACGGUCCCACGAUGCAGCAGCAAACCCGAAACACCGGCUAUAAAUGCACCCUCAUCUGCGCGGGACUCCUCCUCCUGCUGUCCACCGGCGGUGUCAGCGGCCAGAAGCAGUAUUCGAAGGCAAGAAAGUUGGAACUGAGGGAGGAUGUGCGCCGCAUGUUCCAGCACGCCUACGAUGGUUACUUGCGCCACGCCUCCAACUACGAUGAGCUCCGUCCCCUGACCUGCGACGGCCACGACACUUGGGGCAGCUACUCCCUGACCCUGAUCGACGCCCUGGACACGCUGGCCACAAUGGGUAAUUUCACGGAAUUCCGGCGCGCGGCCCGACUGCUCGAGGAGAAGAUGGAUUUCGACCGGGACAUCAACGUGUCCGUGUUCGAGACGAACAUCCGCAUCGUGGGCGGACUGCUGUCCGCGCAUCUGCUCUCCAAGCGGGCUGGCGUAGAGCUAGAGCAAGGAUGGCCCUGCAAGGGACCUCUGCUCCGACUGGCGGAGGAUGUGGCCCGACGUUUGCUGCCAGCCUUUGUCACGAACACGGGGAUGCCCUAUGGCACGGUCAACCUGCGCUAUGGCGUGCCCAAGGGGGAGACCUCCGUAACGUGUACUGCCGGCGUGGGGACAUUCCUUAUCGAAUUUGGCACCCUGAGCCGGUUAACCGGGAACAGCAUUUACGAGGAGGUUGCUAUGCAGGCGGUGCAUGCUCUAUGGGCAUAUCGCUCGCCCAUUGGGCUCUUUGGCAAUCACAUCGACGUGCAGAGCGGUCGUUGGACCGCCUUAGACUCUGGAAUCGGAGCAGGCGUGGAUUCGCUUUUUGAAUACCUGGUAAAGGCAUCUGUCCUGCUCAAUAGGCCGGAACUAUUGGAGCUAUUUCACGAGGCUCGUGCGGCUAUUGAUAAGUACAUGCGCAAGGAGGACUGGUACGUGUGGGUAGGCAUGAACAAAGGCCACGUCACCCUUCCCGUCUUUCAGUCCCUGGAGGCGUUUUGGCCCGGCAUCCUGAGCAUAAUUGGCGACACGGAGCCGGCCUUGCGCACCAUCUCAAGGUACAUUGGCGUCUGGAAGAAGUACGGCUUCCUGCCAGAGUUUUAUAACAUCGCUGCUGGAGAGGCAUCGCCGAAUCGGGAGGUGUACCCCCUGCGACCGGAGCUGAUCGAGUCAGCUAUGUAUCUCUACCGAGCCACAGGCAAUGAGUAUCUCCUGGAGUUUGGUGAGCACAUGCUAGAGACCUUGGAGUUCAGUGCUAAAACCAAAUGCGGAUAUGCAACGAUUCGCAAUGUUGUCACCCAUGAAAAGGAGAAUCGCAUGGAGUCAUUCUUCCUGGCGGAAACAAGCAAGUAUCUUUAUCUGCUGUUUGACGAGGAAAACUUCCUGCACAACGAUGGGUCUGGGGGCGAGCUGCUGUCCACCGAGGAUGAUGUGUGCGUGGUUCAGGCUGGGGCUUACAUAUUCAACACCGAGGCUCAUCCCAUGGACAUGUCAGCCCUCCACUGUUGCCACGCCCACAACGAGGACAUUUACACCUCCCUGGAUCUACAGCGCUUUAGUCCACGGGCAAUAUUGGAGAGGAGCAAAAAGCGUCAGGUAGCUGCUCAGGAACAGUGGGUGCCCCAGUGUCACGCAGAGAACCACGACUUUUAUAACAAGGAGCAGGAGAAUGAGCAGGCGCAGGAAUCUGGAAAAGAGCAGGGACGCGACCAAUCCGGCACAAGCACUACUAUGGCCGUAGAUAUCGAGGUGUUCGACGAGUUUCAACAGCCCGCCGGCGAUCUGCUGGUGAGCAACUUCGAGCAGAUACGCGAGGAGCGGGAGCUAAACGAGAGUCUGCACAGAAACGUGGUGGCACGAAACCAGUUGACCGUCAGCGAUCUGGAUGAAUUCUUUGCGCAGCGACGGGAGAAUUUUGCAAGCUCCUCCGAAGCGCUUAACUAUGUAAGGACCUUCAUGGCCAACUAUACCAUGGAUGUGGCCUUUAUACGGGGCCUGCAAAUGUACGAUACUAAUAUGAGUAGUGUACUGGGCAUAGGUGCCCAGAAAGAGUAUGAGUCUCGAAUGAGGUCCCUUUGGCAGCUGUACGAACUGGAGCAGCAAUAUGCGGCCAACAUCCGACUGAUUCAAGGAUUGGGCUUGCUAACAUUCCAGGCGGACAGUGCCCGGAUACCCAGUCAUUUGACUGAGGUGCUGGACAGCCUGGAUAAGUCGGCUCACUUGGAGCAUAUGAAUCCGCAAGAUCUUGAAACUAAUGUGUCCAAUGCCUCCUCGCCCCAGUUGGCUAAUAUACGAGAGGUUAUUCUGAAAGCACGUAAUGCUUAUGCCAUAGCCAUGGUCAAUACUACGGCCAUGCAGGAAUUCGCUAUCCGAAUCUACCUCAGUGGCACUUCGGAGGCCGGCGUACGCAUUCACCCACUGUUGGAAGCCGCCGAACUAAGUCAGGAAGCACGGAAAAGGCCACUUAAGUUGGCGGAGGAGCGAGCCCUCUUCAGCUACGCCCGUCGAAUAGUGGACUUUCGGAAACGAAUGGCGGAGACAGUGGACCGAUUGCAGACGCUCAUGCAGGACAUUCCGCCACCCAAGAAGACAGAAGCCACUGCGGACUCUCAGACCCCCAAAGCAGAUGCGUCCACAGUUUACGCUCAAACCCAAGCCCAGAUAGCGGCGAAGGCACAGCAGCAGGAGCCGAGCCAGGAAGCGAAGCAGUCGACACAAAUUCAAAAAGGAAAGCUUGCCGAAAACGGCUCUGGAUUGGUACAAGAGGAGUCGGGCUCCGUGUGGUCGCAGUUUGUGCAGACCAUCCUGCGGAAGACCACCGUGCAGCGGGUCAAGUUUGACGAGGCCGUGCUGCUGGAAAAGACGCGCAAGGCACUGGAGAAGCACGCCCACAAGGAGUUGCCCCACCAUCUGUUCGCCUGCCACCGGCCGGAGUACAUUGAGGGAUUCGCUUAUCGGGACUUUUAUCCGGAAGCACUGUAGCUUUGCAAGCACCUCACUAAAGCUAAACACGACUGAUCUGUAGAUAUGUAUUUAGUUACUUAGGGGUAUUCGCUCUGGUGACUGGGCAACCGUAUAUGUAUGUAGAUAAGUCUUACGCGGAUUUUAUUUUAUUUUCAAUUGCACUACUUCCGAUGAUUUCUAGGUCACAAUCAUUGGCCAUUGAAAAAUGGGUCUUGCAACAAAUUUACCUCAAUUCACUUGGAGAACCAUCAUCUCAUACGGUUCUCUAGAAUGUUACCGAUCAUGAUAUUUGUAGUGCUGGACAUAACUCUUAGUUUUUUUUUUUACGAUUUACAACUGGACUUGCAUUUUUGUUUGAAUUGUAGUCUAAAUACAAAUACCAUACCAUACCAGCAUACCAUUCUCUGUGAGUUAAACUUCUUGAACAAUCAUGUUAUUCCAAAUCUUAGCAGCGAUGUGUAAUAGCUUAGUUAGCAUAGGACUACCUAAGAGUACCCACCUCAGAAAUUAAAGUUUACGAUCAAGUGCGAAUACCCCUCUAGCGUGCCAAAGCUCAAGUGGUUCUACUUGUGCCCGGCAAUUAAUUUAUUUAGCAUAUAAACCGACAACUUUUUGAGGUUUUCUCAAUACAUUACCAAGGCUUAAAGAAAUUUAUAUACUAUAAUAAUCGUAUUUAUGGUUCGACUGUUUGUGUGCGUGUAAACUAUUUGCGAUGACUGUUGACUGUUGUUGGCUGUAUUGUAAUUAAAUUGAUUUAUUUCCGUA
Molecule: messenger RNA, 4009 nt
Organism: Drosophila teissieri
Lineage: Eukaryota; Metazoa; Arthropoda; Insecta; Diptera; Drosophilidae
Gene: Edem1
Product: ER degradation-enhancing alpha-mannosidase-like protein 2
Exons: 3
Coding region: 305-3262 (985 amino acids)
Biological process (GO): mannose trimming involved in glycoprotein ERAD pathway; endoplasmic reticulum mannose trimming; carbohydrate metabolic process
Cellular component (GO): membrane; endoplasmic reticulum
Molecular function (GO): mannosyl-oligosaccharide 1,2-alpha-mannosidase activity; calcium ion binding
Source: RefSeq, a predicted model, not a curated record